Messenger RNA from Brienomyrus brachyistius, 7556 nucleotides. Its product is annotated as 1-phosphatidylinositol 4,5-bisphosphate phosphodiesterase gamma-1-like. The transcript has 33 exons. Bases 1309 to 5214 code for a protein of 1301 amino acids. The record is from RefSeq and is a predicted model, not a curated record. NCBI's taxonomy places the organism in Eukaryota, Metazoa, Chordata, Actinopteri, Osteoglossiformes, Mormyridae. Gene Ontology annotation, molecular function: phosphatidylinositol-4,5-bisphosphate phospholipase C activity; calcium ion binding; protein binding. Gene Ontology annotation, biological process: phosphatidylinositol-mediated signaling; positive regulation of epithelial cell migration; phospholipid catabolic process.
CAAGAAAUUAAAAAUACAACUAGGUCAGUUGCUGGAGAAGGCCUACCGCAGAGGGGUCCACUGAGAAUGGUUUUGGAAACUACUGGCUUAAAUUGAUAAGCCAGCGAUCAAAAAUGUGGGUCGCUGAGGCCCAAACGGGGGCUGGUUUUAACCUGAGCAGUGCUCGGUGUCCCUCACUGCGCUUCUGAAGGUGGCCCACUAUAGAUGAAGUCACCCAAGAUGCCCCUAGGUGUCGCAGUUUCUCCUCCGUAAGCUUUGCUUUCAAUUUCUCCGGUUUUCCACUCCGUUCCCCCCCCCUAACCCUUCGCCGUACUCCCUGCAUCUUUACUGUGAUAUAGAAUCCAGGAAGAAAAAAAUCCAGCUGAUCUCUUUCCGGCCUGCUGCGCCUGUAUUUCCUUUCAAGGCGAACCGCAUUCUCGUACACAGAACUGUGGGCCAGCAACGGCUGCUGGCGGGGAGGCGACACGCGUCCGCAAUAGGCGAAGGAGCAUAUUUUAUAUUAUUUAUAAUAUAUAGGGAUCCGAGGCGGACGGGAGGGACACCGUGCGCAUCGAAGUAGCGCCGGCCAGGGGAUCUCCUGCCGACGUUGAGGUGUUAGGAGCGGGGAUUUACAGGAAUGCCUCGGCUGCAUGGAAGGCGCGGAACACCGACGAUCGCGCCGGACUUCUGCACCGGCUCGCCUCCGCUGAUCACCGCGGAAUGAACGGCCGCCCGCGUCGUGUUGCCUCUGCGUUUCAUAUCGCCGCCGUCCUACCUCCACAUUCAUCUGUCGCCUCAAAGAGGACCGCCUCUGCUCCUAUAAACAUCGCACACGUACGAUCCGCUUAUUCCUGGUGCACACGCAUUGGGGAAAAUCGUACGUAUAAAUUCCGCACUAGCGAUCUUGAAGAUUUGGAUUUUUUUUCUUCCUCCCCCCUUUCGCGGAGGUUGCAGAGACGUGCGUGUCGGGCUGUUCUUGGUAUACACGCCGGCUGUAAGUGUUUAUUCACGGUGUUUAUUUGUAUGCCUGCGGUUGGGCGCAACAGUAACCCAAGUGCACAAACUAUUGUCGUACAACAGCCGUCAGAGGGAUCGGAUCUUGGAAGGAUGUUAAUACCCAGGAUGGAAAAUACACCUUAAUUACUUUAAAUUAUCUGGCUCUCUGCCAGAAGCAUCUGGAAAGGAUAACACGGAGAUAAAAUUCCAGCCGCGAUCCCUGGACUUGUUCUUGUGGCACCCGGGCACCGUUAUUGACGGAAUCACCGAAGCGCACCGGGCCAGACGGCCACCAGUAUCCGCGGCCCCGAUAGCUGGCAUGCAGAUGUGAGGAUGUGCGCUGCGAGGUUCGGGGGGAGCGUCAAUGGCUGCGCCGAAGAGCCUGCAGCCGGCACCGGGACCGGCCUGGAACGGAUCCUGCACAGCCUGGAAAUCGGCACGGUGCUCACCGUCUUCUACCAGAAGAAAUCGCAGCGACCCGAGAGGAGAACCUUCCAGAUUAAGCAGGACACCAGGCAAAUCAUCUGGACGCGGAACCCCGAUAAGAUCGAGGGCGAAAUCGACAUCCGGGAGAUCAAGGAGCUGCGAUUGGGCAAGGCCUCACGGGACUUCGAGCGCUACCCAGAGGAGGCCCGCAAGCUGGACUCGGCGCUCUGCUUCAUUGUACUUUACGGCCUCGAGUUCCGGCUGAAGACCCUCAGCGUGGCUGCCUUUAGUGAGGAGGAGGUGAACAUGUGGAUCACGGGUUUGAACUGGCUGAUAGCGGACACCCAGAGGUCCUCAACCCCACAGCACAUCGACAGGUGGCUGAGGAAGCAGUUCGAAGCCAUGGACCGCAACCAUGAGGGCAGCAUCACCGUCAAGGACGUGAAGGUGCUGCUGCCCCAGAUCAACUACCGCGUUCCCAACAUGCGCUUCCUGAAGGACAAGCUGCAGGAGGUGGAGGCCCGCUGCGAGCUCUCCUACCCCCACUUCGCCCAGCUGUACAGGACGCUGAUGUUCGACACUCAGAGGAGUAUCAUCGAACAGCUGGAGCUGUCCUUCCCCCUGCGAAAUGUGGAUCGACCUGAGCUGUGCCAGAUCUCUCUUUAUGACUUCCAGAAAUUCCUACAGCUGGACCAGAAGGAAGCCUGGGCUGUGGACCUGAGCCGGGUCAGAGAGUUCCUGUCAGGGUACCUGAGGUGCGGGGCCCAGUUGGACCCCACGCUUCAGCUGGAUGAGUUCCUCACGUUCCUGUUCUCCAAGGAGAACUCCAUCUGCGAGCCACACCCCCAGCCGGUCUCCUCUGAGGACAUGAAAAGGCCCCUGUCCCAGUACUGGAUCUCUUCCUCGCACAACACGUACCUGACGGGUGACCAGUUCUCCAGUGAGUCGUCUCUUGAGGCUUACGCCCGCUGUCUCCGUAUGGGCUGUCGCUGCAUCGAACUGGAUUGCUGGGACGGCCCCGACGACCUGCCCAUCAUCUACCACGGCCACACCCUCACCUCCAAGAUCAAGUUCCUGGACGUUCUGCACACCAUCAAAGAGCAUGCCUUCGUCACGUCCGAGUACCCCGUGAUCCUCUCCAUUGAAGACCACUGUAGCGUGGUGCAGCAGAGGAACAUGGCCACCCAUUUUAAGAAGGUGUUUGGGGAGCUGCUGCUAACCAAGGCAGUGGAUUCUUCUGCAGAUGAGCUGCCCUCACCCUACCAGCUCAGGAGGAAGAUCCUUAUUAAGCACAAGAAGCUGGCGGAGGGGACACUGUAUGAGGAGGUGACGUCGGCCAGCUACUCCGAGAGCGACAUCAGCAACUCGCUCUGCAAUGGCAUCCUGUACCUGGAGGACCCCAUCGACCACACUUGGACCCCACACUACUUUGUUCUGACCAGCAAUAAGAUCUACUACUCAGAGGAGACAUCCCGCUAUCAGAGUGGCGAGGAAGAGGAGGACGACGAGAAUAAGGAGGAGUUUAACAACAACGAGCAGCACUGUGCGGAGCGCUGGUUCCAUGGCAAACUGGGGGGGGGGCGCGAUGGUCGGCAGGUGGCCGAGAAGCUGCUGCAGGACUACUGCGAGGGCGGGGGCAAGGAUGGCACCUUCCUGGUGCGGGAGAGUGAAACCUUUGUGGGCGACUACACCCUCUCUUUCUGGCGCUCAGGGCGCGUCCAACACUGCCGCAUCCACUCCCGGCAGGAGUCGGGCUCGACCCGGUUCUACCUGACGGACAACCUGGUGUUCGACAGCCUGUACCAUCUGAUCAGCCACUACCGGGAUAUACCACUGCGCUGCAAUGAGUUCGAGAUGCGGCUGGGGAACCCUGUGCCCCAACCCAACGCCCACGAGAGCCGCGAGUGGUUCCACUCCUGCCUGUCGCGGGUGCAGGCUGAGCAUAUGCUGAUGCGCGUGCCACGGGACGGAGCCUUCCUGGUGCGCAAACGCAGCGAGGCUAAUUCCUAUGCCAUCUCCUUCAGGGCCGAGGGGAAGAUCAAGCACUGCCGGAUUCAGCAAGAGGGCCGCCUCUUCAUGCUGGGUAGCUCGGCAGAGUUCGAGAGCCUGGUGGAUCUCGUUAGCUACUAUGAGAAGCACCCGCUAUACCGCAAGAUGAGACUACGCUACCCCAUUAAUGAGGACACACUGGACCGCAUGGGCACCACGGAGCUGGAUUAUGGGGCCCUUUAUGAGGUCCGCACGCCACACUUCUACGUGGAGGCCAACAAGAUGCCCACUGCUAGGUGCACCGUCAAGGCACUAUACGACUACCGGGCACAGAGGGAGGACGAGCUGUCCUUCCCCAAGCAGGCCCUCAUCCUCAACGUGGAUAAGCAGGAAGGAGGCUGGUGGCGGGGUGACUAUGGGGGCAGGAAACAGCUGUGGUUCCCAGCCAACUACGUGGAAGAACUGCCCAGCUCUCCGCUGCGGGAGCCGGACGAGGCGGUGGGUCCUCAAAACGGGUCCUCUGAGAGCAGUCCCCUGGGCACGUUCCUCAAAGGCUUCAUCGACGUGCCCACCUGCCAAGUGGUGGUACAGAAAGAAGGGAAGCAUGCAAGACCCUUCGUGUUCACCCUGCACUCCCAGCAGAUGUCCUCCCACCCAGUGCAGACCCUGGACGUGGCCGCUGACUCCCUGGAGGACCUCAAUGCCUGGGUGGCUAAGAUCCGUGAGGCAGCCCAAAAUGCGGAUGCACGGAUGCAGGAGGAGAAACAGAUGGAGAGGCGGAAGAAGAUAGCGCUGGAACUGUCGGAGCUCGUGGUGUACUGUCGACCCGUGCCCUUCAACGAAGAGAAGAUCGGAACGGAGAGGGCCUGCUACCGGGACAUGUCGUCCUUCCCGGAGACCAAGGCCGAGAAGUUCGCCACGCGGGGCCGCGGCAAGCGCUUCCUGCGGUACAACCGGCGUCAGCUGUCGCGCGUCUACCCCAAGGGUCAGCGCCUCGACUCGUCCAACUACGACUCCCUGCCCAUGUGGCUGUGCGGCUGCCAGCUGGUGGCGCUCAACUUCCAGACCCCCGACAAACCCAUGCAGCUCAACCAGGCCCUGUUCACCCUUGGGGGGAGCAGCGGUUAUGUCCCACAGCCCGACAUCAUGAGAGACGAGAACUUCGACCCCUUCGACAAGGACACUCUGCUCGUGGAGCCAAUCACUAUCCAGCUGCAGGUACUUGGAGCCCGCCAUCUCCCCAAGAAUGGCCGCAGCAUCGUCUGCCCCUUUGUGGAGGUGGAGGUGUGCGGGGCAGACUUUGACUGCAGCAAGAGCAAGACAGAUGUAGUGGCUGAUAAUGGACUGAAUCCCGUGUGGAUGCAGAAACAGGUCGUGUUUGACAUCCAUAACCCCACCUUCUCCUUCCUGCGAUUCAUGGUGUAUGAAGAGGACAUGUUCAGCGACCCAAACUUCCUGGCCCAGGCCGUCUACCCUGUCCGAGCUCUCAAGACUGGUUACAGGAGUAUCCCUCUGAAGAACUGCUACAGUGAGGAGCUGGAGCUGGCCUCACUGUUGGUACACAUCGAGAUUGUCAAUGCCAAGGACGAUGAGAACCUGUACUUGUCGAUCCAACGUUUACGGGAGCGAACCAACGAACUGUCCAAUCAGGUGUCUAUCCUGGAGAGGGCGGGGUCAUCCGACCACAGCUACCAGCAGAGCCUGGAUGAACUACGUGCUGUACAGGACCAGCUGACUGAACUGAUGGAGGCACGCAACCACAGGCUGACAGAGAAUAAGAAAAGAGAGAAGAUGAGGCAGCAGAUGGGGAUGAAACGUAGUUAAAUCCUCCGGCCAUCAGUGGGCAGCAGAAAAAUAUGGGCCGAAACUAGAGGGCAGGAAGUUGCACAUGGUGGUGAUGUCGCCCUCCAUACUCCAGAGCUCCACUUUGCCGUCUCAUGACGAAACACAAGAACUAACUGGAAUUACAGUCUUCAGUUACUAGGUGACAUAUUGAUAUGCUACAGGAACAUACUGGAAAAAAUUACAGGACGAUGUAUGUCAAAGGCCAACACAAGACCACAUGGACCCACGGUCUCAAACUCUUCUUGGACAUAAUAUGGUAACAAAAAAAAAAGACAAACAUUUAAACGGUUAAAGAAGUAGGCAGAGAAUAUGGGUCGCUUACAAUGCCCAGUAAGAAACUGGAAUGAAAGCAAAUGGUGAGAGAAGAGCAUAGGGAUCUAAGGAAAGUAUGAAUGGGUUUUGUGCCUUCAAACUAUACAAAUACACGUUCACACGUCUGUGAGUUUCAGGUUACUGUGCAGGGCACCGCAGGCCUACUGCUCUAAGGAACUUCUCCACAACUCUGCACUUUUAAAUCUGCAGGCCGCUCUACAAACCGGAGGGAAUGAUGGGUAAAACCCUGACCCUUCUUCAGAAACAGGUAGUAAGUGGUACGUUAUACAUAUGUAGCUGUUUGGUUAGUAUUAUUAGGGUUAGACCACAGAGUGGGAUUAACACACGUACCCCUGCAACAGGAGCGGGAGGAAGGUUACUCGAUAAACUAUUAAUUUUUUUGAAGGGCGUAAUAAUUGUAAUGCAAUAAAUAACAUUAGCAAAGGUAUAUGAUUUGUUUUGAAGAGUAGCCCCCUGAGAAGGCCGUGGUCCGGCAUUUCGUCCCAGGCGAGGGUGGAAGCGCGUUUCAGGAUUCAGCAUUUAUUCGAGAACCGUGACUCGUUUUCACGCUUGCCCUCACUUUGCCACAAUAUGCAUGUACACGCCCACUAUCAAUUGGCACUUUUUUCAAAAUAUCCUCAUGUCUGUACUGUUCUAUUCCCUCUCUGCUCUUACGUUCUGCCUUCGCCAUGUCCCUGUGUUCUCGGCGCAGCAUUUUUCAUUGGCACAAACACACAAAUUCCCCACACCACCGGGGUAACCGGAGCUCCUGGGUGGUUAUGGGUUCGAAUCCCAGCUUGGAAAACCCUGUGGCUUAUGGUCCGCUUUUUGUUUGGAGGAUGCGUAAUGUGGCACAAGGGGCAGAACAACUCUCUUGUGAUCCAGGUAGUCUCAAAGCCCAGAUCUCAGACCACUUUACUACUGGAUCAAUAUGCAGAAUAUCACCGGCCAUGCACAUGUGCGAGUGGCUCUGGAGGAAGGACUCGCAGCCAGGUCAUGCCAGUCUGAUGAGUGGAACACAGAGACUUUGCUGAGCAAGAGUGAACAGCAGAGCCCAGAGAUCCCACGGAGUCUAUUCACCUGCCUCCCCUAAUCUGGAGCAGCAUAACCUACAUCGGACUGCCCGUGUCUGGGAAACACCUCUUAUAUUGUUAGGGCAGCAGGGGGCGUACUGACUAAGGAACCCAGUUUUAGCUUCGAGUCUUCAGAAGGGCCCUGGUGUUUUACCUUUGAGAGGGGCGUUUAAUCUUGAUUUGUUACCAGAAGGUAAGCAAUGCCAGCUGCUUUGGAUGGUAUAUGCUGAGCAACUGUAUACUACUAAUAAUAAUAAUAUAGUGAUGAUUAGCAAAGCGAGUCCUCAUGAAGUCAUCAUCUCAGGAGCCCUGGGAGGAUCAAACUGGAUUAGCAGCUCAGAGGCCACCAGCUUCUUGGCGGGUUGGGGGCAACACUGGCUCCCAAAUGUAGCCCCUACCCACCUGCUGGAGUGGGCGGGGUGGCUGUACCUUGGCCAGAGCUUGGUGUUUUUUUUAUGGUCUCAGUUCAUCCUCUGUGCCAUUAAUUGGGUUAACAAAGUUUUACACACACAUGCAGACACACUUAAAAGGGCUAUGACAAAAAAGAAAAGGACACUUUACCUCAUGCCUGAUCAUUCUGAAUGUGCUGGAAUGUUCUCUUACACCCCCCCCCCCCCCCCAUGUUACCCACCAGAGCAGGUGUCACCCAAAACAGGGAGAGAACAGCAUGAGGAUGUGAAGAUGCAGUAAUUCAACGUGUGAUAUAUGAGCAAAGCGACGUGUAUAACAUUCCCUUUAAAUGCCCCCCUCCUCCCACUCCACGUGGCACCAAGAUGGACUGUCUAUGCAAAGCUGAUUAUCUCCACCUGACCCAAAAUAAUUCUGGCUGUCUUUUGUCUUUGCAUUUACCUGUAUUUAACUGAAUAUCUAUUUCAAGCUGUCCAGUAUAAUGCCACCCCAAAGACCUGUACAAGUGUCCAUUGAAAUAAAAAAAAA